Phytophthora sojae is the source of this 2154-nucleotide messenger RNA. RefSeq lists its product as hypothetical. Lineage: Eukaryota; Oomycota; Peronosporomycetes; Peronosporales; Peronosporaceae. The transcript is spliced from 9 exons. The record is from RefSeq and is a predicted model, not a curated record. Bases 1 to 2154 code for a protein of 717 amino acids.
AUGAUCAUCCGCGAAUUCGCACAAGAAUCUGUCCCGCUGCAGGACCCGAGGGAAGGGUGGAGAGUGAGCUAUGGCAUCUGGAUUCGGUGCGUGGUGAUGACGUUCCUGAUAUCGCAUACAACUGGAUGUCAAGCGAUACACUUCAUCGAUGUUGUAUCCAUGCUCGCACGCCGACUGAUCUUCAUGUCAAUAGGGGUAGCGCUCAGUAUUCUCGCGUGUUUAAUGGCUCUUGGAGAUGUUCUCCCCUUCCCCGUUCCAUUCGUCGUCCUCACGAUGGCCCCGAUCUUCAAUAGUCUCCAGGUUAUUGGCUUUCGAGUUGCACUGGGCAGACGGAUGUUCCACGAAAUGCUAGCGCAGCGUGAGCAAUUGGUUCGGUUCCUAGUAUUUGUGGCCACCCAGGUCUCCCUGUUGUACGUGUAUCCUGCCUACGAGACGCUGUUCCGCUUGAGGAAAAACUCGUACUAUCAGCUUCUAGUGAUUUUACUCCUGCCAGCUCUCAAGGUGAUCGUCAAGAACAUUGUGCGGCGGUGCACUAUGCACAAGGAAGACUUGGUGCCGGAGUCCGUCAUCUUCACUGUGGACUUCUUCAACGCGAUUUACGUCGCCACGUGCAUGCAGAGCUCCUCCUCUCUCGUCGGUAUUCUGGCCCUCACUUUGACGGACGUCUCGCAGGCUUUGUUCACAUUCUACGGGUUGUAUCGCCAAACGACCGGAGUGACUCGAAAGCCGCGCCAGAUUAUGAGAGGAAGUCAACUCGAAGACGAUUUACUGAGCCAUCUGCUCUUCUUGUGUCCGAAUCCGGAGAUGUUAACAGCGCCAGUAUUUGAGAAUUCGUCGAAGAAUACGAUAAAUGAAGCAUCGUCCCACCCAAGGCCAAGCUGGGACUCUAUCAAGUCGCUAGAGCUCGAGGCUGCAGAGGAAAAUCGGCCGCCAGAGCCCUCACCGGCUUCGACCGAGGAUAAUUCUACGCUGCAGGAAGAUCUACUGGCGGUGCUCUUUACGACAGAGUGCCUCAUUGCCACCGCGUACCUGGAAGUGCUCGUCCCGCUUUUUUACAGCCUGUACGUCUGUGUGAUGGUGCGCAUUCCCAGCGCGCGAUACCAUACCGACAUGGCUGGCCUCAGCCGUGACAAUGCUGGAUCCACAGUAUUCUCGGUUUUCUUGUUCGGACUGGUUCAAGUGGUUUGGUUCGUGGUGCUGCUAGCCGUUAUCAAACGCAACUGUAGGAUGAAGGCGCUGUACCAGCUCGCGUUUAUGCUGGAGACACAGAAAGCGUUGGUGCAGGGCAAGCUCAUGCUGUGGAUGGUUCUCACUCUAAGCUUCCGCGUGGUUCAUUUCGGUGUCGACUUCACGUUCCAGUUCUCAACUUCUGGAUACGGAUCCCCCGAAACGGUUACUCCUGGAAGCCAGCUGACCCAGCGGUUCGGCCAAUCAGAGAGCGCCGGCGAGCAUCGAGAGCGCUCUGAUUGGCCACGACUGGACGACGGCGACUCCCUUGUGGAGCCAGUCGUUCCUGGCGACCGGAGCUCCAGCGAAAGGCAUGCACCUGGCCGGCGUGCUUGCAUGCCACGGCUGGGCAGCUCGGCGGUGAAGCCGCGGACCAAGCUGGAUUUCUGCGUCGCUGUGUGCGGCGGCCCCACCGCGCCGUGUCCCAUUACAAACCAGGCCACGGGUGACGCCGUGGGCCCUCCUGGUCACCAGAUCGUCGGGUGUGCGGCACUCCAACGUGCGCACACCCUCCACAGCACUCGUAGUGACGCGCGGGAGCAUGCUGUCAGUCAACGUGGCCUGCGCUACAUGGAGCUGGCUGCGACGGGGUGGUCCUCUCAUGGUGCACUCAUGGCGCGGCGGGGCGAAGAAAAUCGCAGUGGCAGAGACCCAGAUACGGCUGACUCGGGGAAGAAGGAACGCAAGUCGGCCCAGGAAAAUGCAGUGGAGAACUCAAGCUUCGGAGGGCAGGCGCUGCUGAAGGAGCAGCGGGACCGCGUUCGCUGUCCGCGAACCAGUCGACCCCGCGACGCUGCCGCCGCGUACGACGCCCGUUAUGGACGCGGGACCGUCCUCUACAUCACGAGCGCCGACGCGUGGCCAAUAGCCACCAAGCGGCUGCGACAGCCCCACAAGAAGGUGAUCGUCGUGCCCCAUCACGUUUAA